GUCAGAGAUCAGCUUAAGGGCAAAGGCUGGAAGCAGAGCGAACUGGGAGCAGAGCACACAGAGCCAUGGAGCGAGAGAUGCCGGCCCUGGGCUGGGCCGUGGCUGCCAUCCUGAUGCUGCAGAUGGCCAUGGCGGAGCCCUCCCCAGGGACUCUGCACAGGAAGGCAGGGGUGUUUUCAGACCUAAGCAACCAAGAGCUGAAGGCAGUGCACAGCUUCCUCUGGUCCAAGAAGGAGCUGAGGCUGCAGCCCUCCAGGACCACCACCAUGGCCAAGAACACCGUGUUUCUCAUUGAGAUGCUGCUGCCCAAGAAGUACCAUGUGCUGAGGUUUCUGGAUAAAGGUGAAAGUCAUCCUGUGCGGGAAGCCCGUGCCGUCAUCUUCUUUGGUGACCAGGAGCAUCCCAAUGUCACAGAGUUUGCUGUGGGGCCCCUGCCAGGGCCUUGCUACAUGCGAGCACUGUCCCCCAGGCCUGGGCACCAGUUCUCCUGGGCAUCAAGGCCCAUCUCCACAGCAGAGUAUGCCCUCCUCUACCACACCCUGCAGGAAGCCACCAAGCCCCUGCAUCAGUUCUUCCUCAAUACCACAGGCUUCUCAUUCCAAGACUGCCAUGACAGAUGCCUGACCUUCACUGAUGUGGCCCCCCGGGGUGUGGCUUCUGGCCAGCGCCGCAGUUGGCUUAUCAUACAGCGCUAUGUAGAAGGCUACUUUCUGCACCCCACUGGGCUGGAGCUCCUCGUGGAUCAUGGGAGCACAGAUGCCCGGCACUGGGCCGUGGAGCAGGUGUGGUACAACGGGAAGUUCUAUGGGAGCCCAGAGGAACUGGCUCAGAAGUAUGCAGAUAGAGAGGUGGACGUGGUGGUCCUGGAGGACCCACUGCCUGGGGGCAAGGGGCAUGAAAGCACGGAGGAGCCGCCCCUCUUCUCCUCCCACAAGCCCCGCGGGGACUUCCCCAGCCCCAUCCAUGUGAGCAGCCCCCGCUUGGUCCAGCCCCACGGCCCUCGCUUCAGGCUGGAGGGCAACGCUGUGCUCUACGGGGGCUGGAGCUUCGCCUUCCGGCUGCGCUCCUCCUCCGGGCUGCAGGUCCUGAACGUGCACUUCGGCGGAGAGCGCAUUGCCUAUGAGGUCAGCGUGCAAGAGGCAGUCGCGCUGUACGGAGGACACACACCUGCAGGCAUGCAGACCAAGUACCUCGAUGUCGGCUGGGGCCUGGGCAGCGUCACUCACGAGUUAGCCCCCGGCAUCGACUGCCCGGAGACCGCCACCUUCCUGGACACUUUCCACUACUAUGAUGCCGAUGACCCGGUCCAUUAUCCCCGAGCCCUCUGCCUCUUUGAAAUGCCCACAGGGGUGCCCCUUCGGCGGCACUUUAAUUCCAACUUUAAAGGUGGCUUCAACUUCUAUGCAGGGCUGAAGGGCCAGGUGCUGGUGCUGCGGACAACUUCAACUGUCUACAAUUAUGAUUACAUUUGGGACUUCAUCUUCUACCCCAAUGGGGUGAUGGAGGCCAAGAUGCAUGCCACUGGCUACGUCCACGCCACCUUCUACACCCCCGAGGGGCUGCGCCACGGCACUCGCCUGCACACCCACCUGAUUGGCAACAUACACACUCACUUGGUGCACUACCGCGUAGACCUGGAUGUGGCAGGCACCAAGAACAGCUUCCAGACACUGCAGAUGAAGCUAGAAAACAUCACCAACCCCUGGAGCCCGAGACACCGCGUGGUCCAGCCGACCCUGGAGCAGACGCGGUACUCCCGGGAGCGCCAGGCGGCCUUCCGCUUCAAAAGGAAGCUGCCCAGGUACCUGCUCUUUACCAGCCCCCAGGAGAACCCCUGGGGCCACAAGCGCAGUUACCGCCUGCAGAUCCACUCCAUGGCCGACCAGGUGCUGCCCCCAGGCUGGCAGGAGGAGCAGGCCAUCACCUGGGCAAGGUACCCCCUGGCAGUGACCAAGUACCGGGAAUCGGAGCUGUGCAGCAGCAGCAUCUACCACCAGAACGACCCCUGGGACCCGCCCGUGGUCUUUGAGAAGUUUCUUCACAACAAUGAGAACAUUGAAAAUGAGGACCUGGUGGCCUGGGUGACGGUGGGCUUCCUGCACAUCCCGCACUCAGAGGACAUUCCCAACACAGCCACACCUGGGAACUCCGUGGGCUUCCUGCUCCGGCCAUUCAACUUCUUCCCAGAGGACCCCUCCCUGGCAUCCAGAGACACUGUGAUCGUGUGGCCUCGGGACAACGGCCCCAACUACGUCCAGCGCUGGAUCCCUGAGGACAGGGACUGCUCAAUGCCUCCCCCUUUUAGCUACAAUGGGACCUACAGACCUGUGUGACCAACCCCCAGUUCCUCCCCCAGUUCCUCCCAGGAAGCCCAGGAGCCUCACUGGGGCAGACAAUAAACCCUCAGA
Pongo pygmaeus (Bornean orangutan) is the source of this 2408-nucleotide messenger RNA. RefSeq names its product amine oxidase copper containing 1 (gene AOC1). Gene Ontology annotation, cellular component: plasma membrane. Gene Ontology annotation, molecular function: diamine oxidase activity; primary methylamine oxidase activity; quinone binding. NCBI's taxonomy places the organism in Eukaryota, Metazoa, Chordata, Mammalia, Primates, Hominidae. Gene Ontology annotation, biological process: amine metabolic process; response to antibiotic. The record is from RefSeq and is a predicted model, not a curated record. The coding region runs from base 66 to 2333 and encodes 755 amino acids. The transcript is spliced from 5 exons.